This is a messenger RNA of Octopus sinensis (East Asian common octopus), 3336 nucleotides long. RefSeq names its product transmembrane channel-like protein 7. Gene Ontology annotation, molecular function: mechanosensitive monoatomic ion channel activity. Lineage: Eukaryota; Metazoa; Mollusca; Cephalopoda; Octopoda; Octopodidae. Gene Ontology annotation, cellular component: plasma membrane. The record is from RefSeq and is a predicted model, not a curated record. The transcript has 17 exons. The coding region runs from base 61 to 2709 and encodes 882 amino acids.
CCCUCUGUGAGGAUUGUGGUAAAGUUGUACGAUGAGCAGCAGUUGUACCGCUAUUCGUUAAUGACGUCAGUCUUCCGAACAUCGUUCUUCGGCACCACUUAUUCUUCUCUUCACUUGUUUCGCUCUCUUUCUUCUUCUUCAGACGUCCUCUCUCUCUCUCUCCACAAACAUACGCUCACUCGCCUUUUCAGACACAAACCGCUCGUCAUAAACUUUCCCACCAGUUUUUCUGCUUGUCUCUUUCUUUCUCUCUCUCUCUCUCUCUCCACUUCACAUAUACACCUCUAUCUUAUACAAACACACACUCGCCACACUCUCUCUCGCCCCCCCCCCAGUCUCACUUUAACACAAACAAUUAUGGAAGACGACGAAGAGGAAACUUUCAGUAUUGGACUUUCUGAUAUUGUCAUAAAUACACCGGGAGAUGAAACGGAAAAAAUCCCAUCGCUUACUGAACUUGAGCUGAAUGAAGCCUACCUGUAUUGCACCCGACCUGAAGUUGUUGCUUCUGACCCAGAAAUGAAUAUUAUCUAUGCUAAAACACUACCAGUUAGAAAACGACGUACAAGCUACAAUCCAAAUGCCAAAGCUAGGAGUUACAGCACCGCUGGAAAAAUAGAAGAUGUCACACUUGAGUCUCUGCUAACCCCCACCGAUACCAAUGAAACUAAAACCUUCAAACAGAGUACCAUUCGUUUUUUACCAAAGAAUAUGACAUUUAAAAAGAAACUUUGGCAAUAUAUUGAGGAGGAAAAGAAACUGUCUAAAUUUCAAUCUUGGAAAAAAGAAAGAAAACAGAAAUGGAAUCACUUCAAAGCAGAUGUACGAAACAGUAUGAAGUCAUGGGGCCUCUGGUCAAAUUCUAUUAAAGCCAUCAAAGGUGAAUAUGGUAAUGCAAUGGUGUCCUUUUUCCAUUUCCUGCGAUGGUUGGUCAUACUGAACUUCCUGCUGAUGCUCAUCAUGCUUUGUGUAACCACCUUUCCUUUUGUGUCCUCCUAUAAACACCUGGACUUUAGCUAUUACGUGGAACAUUCUGGUGAAAAAUGGAUUAAAAACAAUAAGUAUGUUCAAGAUGCUGAGUACUGUUCAAAGAAUUAUUCUGACUUCACAGAGGAUGAAUUAAAGAAGAGGAAGGCACAUGAACACAUCAAGGAUGCCCUUCAAGGAACUGGUUUCAUGGAGAACACAGUAUUGUUCUAUGGCAGUUACCACAAUAUCACUGUAUCAGGCAACAAUUACAACAUGUCCCUGGCUUAUAUACUGGCUACUCUGGCAUUCUUUUUUGUCAGUUUUAUUGCCAUAAUUGUCAGCAUUGCCAAAGGAAUCAAAGAGAGUUUGGUCAAUGAACUCAGUACUGGUGUACCAUUCUCCCAGAAAGUGUUUGCAUCCUGGGACUUCUGUAUGAAGAAUGACAAAAUAGUCCGCUGGAAAAAAACCUGUCUUCUUCACGAGUUACGGGCUGAUCUAGCUACUCAAAGAGAAUUAUGGGAAAAAUCCAACCGAACAUUUAGGACAAAAGUUAAGCUGUAUUCUACCAGACUCCUCUUAAACGUCAUCGUCCUGUGUAUUCUAUUUGGCAGUUUAGCUUUGAUAUACUAUAGCAGUGACUUCCUCAUCUCACUUCAGAAAGAUUCUUUUGCAAACACUUUCAUAGAGUUGCUGGUUCAAUUCUUACCAUCUUUGAUAAUCAGCGUACUCAAUGUUCUCGUCCCAAUAAUCUUCAAUGUUAUAAUUCGAUAUGAAGGUUAUACAUCAUCAUUUGAGGUGAAGCUGAAGCUACUAAGAAUUGUGCUUCUACGUCUUGCGUCUGUGGCUGUUUUGUUGUUUUCCUUGUAUGACAAGUUGAUUCGAAACUCUGGUCAAAGUAUUUGCAAUUUUAAGAACCAGGAAGAAAUUAAGUGCUGGGAAACUUAUGUAGGACAACAAUUUUAUAAAUUAAUUAUUUUAGAUUUUGCUAUUGUUGUUUUCGUCAACAUGGUCAUCCAUACCUUGCGCAGACUGGUCUAUAAUUAUUUCCACAAAGGAGAGGAUCAGUUAGAUUCUAGCAUGGAAGAAAGAGAGGUUGCAGAAGAUGUCGACAGCAAUGCUUGCAAGAAAGGUUUAUCGCGUGUUAUUAAAUUUGUUGGACCUCAAGAAUUUGAACUUCCUCAGAAUGUUCUGGAUAUUGUCUAUCUUCAGUCUCUCUGUUGGCUUGGUACCUUUUUCAGCCCAUUGAGUCCUGCUAUAAUCACUGUGCAGCUUUUCAUAAUUUUCUAUGUAAAAAGGUUUACUCUGACAUUUAACUGUGUUCAAGCUCUCCGACCAUUCCGCUCAUCAAAGUCCAAUUCCCUGUUCAUGUUUGCUGUACUGCUUUCCUUUACUUUCUGUAUAUUACCAAUCAGUUUUGUAAUUGGCUCGAUUGAACCUUCAAAAAGUUGCGGUCCAUUUCGCGUGUACAGUGAGAUCGAUUUUUCCAUGUUCACUACACUCUCCAACCUAAUUAACAGCUGGCCAGAUAUAAUUGCUAAAAUUCUGAACCUCGUAUUCACCCCAGCCAUCAUGGUUCCACUGAUAGUCAUCAUAUGUUUCUUCAUCUACUAUAAUUUCAUCGUCGUAAAGGGCUGCAUAAGAAUGGAGGAUCUCCUGAGAGAACAGCUAGUUUUGGAUGGCAAAGAUAAACGUUUCCUCCUGAACAAGUUGAAGAAAUACAAAACUAUCUCAAAACUUUAACUUCAAGGAAUAUCUGUUGUAACUCUUUCUCCUUCCUUAACUGCCUCAGCACUUCCUUCUCUCUCUCUCUCUCUCUCUCUCUCUCUCUUCUCUGUCUAUCCAUCUAUCUUCCCUCUUCACUGCCACUCUCUCACCAAUUUUUUUGCUGUUCUUGUUUCUUUCCUUUUCUCCUGAUCCUCUGUGGAACUCUGAAAUAUUUUCUUGAAAUAAACAGAUUAUCAACAGAUUAUCCAGUUUUGUAAGAGUCUCAGAUAGGUUAAGACUGGUAGAUGGUUGCCUUUCAACCCGAUGGUCAGUAGUUCAUAUCCUGUCAAAUAACCAAUCUUUCAUUGACACAGUCCAUAUGGUUAUGAAGAAAAUUCUGGGACCAUUAUGUAAAAUAUGAUAGCAUUGGUUUCAUACUCUCCUGGCACUGAAGCUUGAACUCUUCAAGGGAGCACUGCUAGGAAUAACCCCUUCUGAAAUCAACAAGGAUUAGACUUGGCCUUAUGUAUUGUCUCCACAUGAUAUAAAACAUAUAUAAUGAUUGCUUGGUCCUCCUUCACUGAUGUAGACUUUCUGAAUCUCUUCCCAAUGCCAUACUCUCCUUUUGGAAUCAGUGAACUAAUAAAAUCCUUGAUUCAACAA